AUGUUAACUCCUGAACAUGAAGAACAGCUCAAGAAGCUUAAAGAGCUUCAAGCUUUAUAUGCCGAACAUGCAGCUGCUCAAAAUCAACAAGAUCAUCAAGAUGGAAUUUCUCGUCCAGAAAGUAGGGAUUCUGCUUCUUCCGAUCCUAUGAUCUUUCCUGGCUUGUAUUCUCCAAGUGGUUUUGAUGUAUUGCAAAUUCUGUAUCAAGUUCAACGUCGUCCAAAUCCUACAUAUGCCUUGGGAAAUAUCGAUAGCGGAGUAGCUCUCGUUCUAUGUGAUUCUUCACGUCCACAUUGUCCCAUCGUUUACUGCAGCGAACCAUUCCAGCAUUUAACAGGCUAUUCCCAAUCGGAAAUUAUUGGCAAGAAUUGCAGAUUCCUUCAAAAUCCAUACGAUCCCAAGACGUUCGAAAUUCUCGGUAAUGCUCCUACGACCAAGGGUCUUCAAAAUCCUACAAAUGAUCCAAAUUCCAAGGCGAAAUCAACAAUUCGAAAAGCUUUGGAAUGUAACUUGGAAGCUCAGGUUACUCUUAUUAAUUAUCGAAAGAAUGGAGAGAGAUUUCUUAAUGUUUUGACGACGGUUCCCGUUAAAUGGAGGACAAUGGAGGGAGAGGAAAAGAAUUACAUUGUUGGAUUUCAAGCCGUGGCUCCUCCUAUGUUUCGAACUUCAUCUUCUUGA
Molecule: messenger RNA, 678 nt
Organism: Sclerotinia sclerotiorum 1980 UF-70
Lineage: Eukaryota; Fungi; Ascomycota; Leotiomycetes; Helotiales; Sclerotiniaceae
Exons: 3
Coding region: 1-678 (225 amino acids)
Cellular component (GO): nucleus
Source: RefSeq, a predicted model, not a curated record